AACAUCUCUCCUCUCACCCGCCUCCUACUCGCCAGCCAUGAAGGGUUUCACAAAGGCCAUCAAGCGGACGCCGCACAUGGUGACCACAAAGGUCGGCAUGUCCAAGAAGUCGGCUGAUCUGGAGUUCGAUGACUACGAACGCAAAUUCUCGACUAUGGAAGACACAGUGGAGAAACUGCUCAAGGACUGCAAGAAGUUUAACGAGGCUGUCGUCAACUUGUUCACCGCUGGCCAAGGGUUCUCCCAGCACUUCUGCCAAUUAUUCCACCCAAUGGUCGGGGAGUAUGACCUCAUCGGCAAGAACCCAGAUGCACAAGAUACGAUUCGCAACGUCGAUGGAUACCAACAACUCUUCGAGGAAUUGCGAAUGAGUAUCACGCCGGAACUUGAACUCAUCGAGUCUCGUAUCGUCACACCGGUGAAGGAACUACAGACGAUCAUGAAGCAGAUCCGAAAGAACAUUACGAAGCGUAAUCAUAAGCUUGUUGAUUACGACCGAUUCAAUAACUCUUUGACGAAACUACGCGACAAGAAAGAGAAAUCACUCAGUGACGAGAAGAACUUGUUCAAGCUCGAACAAGACUUCGAGGUAGCGACAAACGAAUAUGAAUACAUCAACAACGCCAUGAAGCAAGAUCUUCCGCGCUUCAUGGUGCUCUCCGCCCAAUUCGUCGACCCUCUUUACAAUUCCUUCUACUACAUGCAAUUGAACAUCUUCUACAUGCUCAUGGAGAAAAUGUCCACCUUCGCAGACGGGAAAUAUGACAUCCAAAUCCCAACAGCCCAAAUCUCCGACGACUACGAAAACAGACGUUCAGACGCAUGGCAACGCAUCGAAGACAUGAACAUCACGAAACGUAUCGUCAGUACAGCCAAGAUGAUGCAAAAUCAUCGACAGAACUCGGGCAUGUCUUCUGGAACAGGGUCGAGUUUGGGAAGGUCGAACACUGCGAUGUCGAGCUCUACUACGAGUUCCGCGGGGUUGGGAGUUGGGGGGAGGACGAUGCCGCCUAUGGCUAGGACGCCGAGUGCGAGUUCGUAUGUUAAGAAGGCUCCUCCUCCACCGCCUUCGCUUGCUUCGUACGCUGCUGCCCCGCCUCCGUACACACCUUCGAGCAAUGGUACUGCUGCGGCUGCGGCUGCAGCUGCAGCUACGAAGCGACCUCCACCUCCACCCCCACUUAAACCGAAACCGCGUGUUGAGCCACCGGUGCAAUACGUCGUUGCGUUGUAUGACUUUACCCCUCAGGCGGAUGGAGACCUAGAGUUCCACGUAGGCGACCGCAUCGAGGUCGUCAAACGCACAGCAAGUACCGAAGAUUGGUGGACUGGCCGACUGAACGGACGGGAAGGUGUUUUCCCGGGAAACUACGUACAAGAAGCCUAGCGAACAGUCAAACCGGACUGUACUCUCGUUAUUCAACGAAACGAUACCAUCUUUCUCUCUCCUCUCCUCUCUUCUUUCCAACCCGUCGUCACCUCGGCCGAGUCUCCUUCAAACAUUCGAACGGAACACAUCCCAGCCAAUAUUCUUCUUCCCUUCGUCUUCCAUAGUACAUACAUACAGACAUACCACCUAC
This is a messenger RNA of Fomitiporia mediterranea MF3/22, 1580 nucleotides long. Its product is annotated as BAR-domain-containing protein. The record is from RefSeq and is a predicted model, not a curated record. Gene Ontology annotation, molecular function: lipid binding; protein binding. The transcript has 9 exons. Lineage: Eukaryota; Fungi; Basidiomycota; Agaricomycetes; Hymenochaetales; Hymenochaetaceae. Gene Ontology annotation, cellular component: mating projection tip; actin cortical patch; medial cortex. Bases 38 to 1387 code for a protein of 449 amino acids. Gene Ontology annotation, biological process: plasma membrane tubulation; actin cortical patch localization; endocytosis.